Molecule: messenger RNA, 2337 nt
Organism: Wallemia ichthyophaga EXF-994
Lineage: Eukaryota; Fungi; Basidiomycota; Wallemiomycetes; Wallemiales; Wallemiaceae
Product: Ribosome biosis protein ERB1
Exons: 2
Coding region: 1-2337 (778 amino acids)
Biological process (GO): maturation of LSU-rRNA from tricistronic rRNA transcript (SSU-rRNA, 5.8S rRNA, LSU-rRNA); ribosome biogenesis
Cellular component (GO): preribosome, large subunit precursor; PeBoW complex
Molecular function (GO): ribonucleoprotein complex binding; protein binding
Source: RefSeq, a predicted model, not a curated record
AUGGCCAUCUCGAAAAAACGCAGCAGAGAUAGCACCAAAGGAGGCAAUGCGGUUGCUCAGGAAUUUGAUAAUAAAUUGGAUAUAAAUGGCGCAGAGGAGCUCAGCGACGGCGACAACGACCAUCUCUCUUCAGAUGAUGAAGAACCAGCUGAAUUUCCUGAGAUUAAUCCAGACAGUGACGAAGACGCCGGUGACAGUGACGAUGACGCUAACAGUGACAAUGAUAGCAUACACUCUAGUGACUCUGACACCUCUCUCGCCUCCUUCUCUUCCGUCCCUUCCACUUCCUCUAACGUCUCUGAUUUCAUCGAAAAAGCCUCAAAGAAGCCUGACGAGACUGACUACUACUCACAGCCACCUAAGCAGAAGCUUGGCUUUGAAGCUACCGCUCGAACUGUCCGCUCUGAUGCAACUGGUGAGGACAAAACCGUUUAUCGCAACAUCGAACCUGGCUACGAUAGUGACAGCGACACUGAAGAGCAACAGAAUGCGAUCGGCGAUGUCCCUGCUGAGUGGUACGAAGAUAUGCCCCAUAUCGGUUACGAUAUAAACGGCAAAAAGAUUCUCAAACCUGCUACAAAGGAUGAAUUGGAGCGUUUCUUGGAGCACACGGAGGGUGACGCUGACACUGUGCCAUCUAAGAACAUGCAGCAAGACAUGAAACUCACCCCCGAUGAACUCCGUCUGAUUCGAAGACUCGAGAAGGGCCAAGUGCCUGACGAUGCCUUUGAUCCAUACCCAGACCAAGUCGAGUUCUUUACUGGUAAGGGCAAGGAAAUGGUCACGCCCAUUUCUGGAGCACCUGAACCUAAGCGUCGUUUCUUACCUUCUAAAUGGGAGCACGAAAAGAUUAUGAAGAUUGCUAGAGCUAUACGCGCUGGCAGAAUUGUGCCAAAUAAACCAAAAGCACCUCCAAAACCUACUUUUUACGCUAUAUGGUCUAAUACAGAUGAACACACGCCUCACGUCAUGGACGCUCCUGCACCCCAAGAACCACCACCAAAGACAAUAGAGUCGUUCAAUCCACCACCUGAAUACCUCUUCAAUGAGCAGGAGAGGAAGGAGUGGGAAGAGACUGAUGAACAAGACAGAAAGAUCAAGUUCAUGCCCCAGAAAUACUCUAACUUGCGUCUCGUUCCCGCUUAUGCUAAUUUAUUGAAGGAAAGGUUUGACAGGUGCUUAGAUCUCUACCUGGCACCACGAGUGCGCAGGACUAAGCUCAACAUCGAUCCUGAGUCUCUCGUACCUAAACUUCCAUCACCUAGGGAACUCAAACCAUUCCCUAUCUACAAUGCCAUCAGCUACACACACAACGCACGCGUGCGGUCUAUUUCCGUUGAUCCUACCGGUAUCUGGCUUGCUAGUGCUGCCGAUGAUGGUUAUGUGAGAGUGUGGGAGUUGUCAGUGGGACGCUGUGCAUAUAGUUGGAAUAUCGGUGAAGGGGAGCCUGUCCACAGUGUGGAGUGGUGUCCCGACAAAGAGGUGUCGCUGUUGGUGGCGACGAGCGAGAAGCAGGUCACCGUCCUGUCUCCCCUCCCCAUACUCACUACCGGGUUGAGUAAAGCAUCUGCACAGCAAGCGGAUUUCGCCUUUGCCAAUCCACAAGCGGGGGCGACUAAGACGGCUGAUAUUAGGUAUGCGCGUCCAAACGAAUCGCAACGCGAGAAUGGACUACUGGUGAAGAUCGAAGUACCGGGAACACCUAAGCAGGUAGUGUGGCAUAGAAAGGGCGACUAUUUCGCCACCGUGGCGGGAGAUGCCGGUAGCAAGUCGGUUCUCAUUCACCAGCUGUCGAAGCACCAAUCGCAAGCACCGUUCAAGAGGAGCAAGGGAAGUGUACAGAAGGUGCAAUUCCAUCCAACGAGACCGCAGUUCUUCCUAGUUACACAGCGGUAUGUGAAGCUGUACGAUCUCGUCCAGCAAACACUCCUUAAGACGUUCUUGCCGGGCUUGAGGUGGUUGUCGUCGAUCGACGUUCACCCCUCAGGUGACAACCUCAUCGUAGGUAGCUACGACAGAAAGGUGUGCUGGUUCGAUAUCGACCUCGGCGAUAAACCUUAUAAAACUAUCCGUUACCAUAAUAGAGCGGUGAGAGCAGUCAAGUACCACCCAUCACUUCCUCUCUUUGCAUCUAGCUCGGAUGACGGGAGUGUGCAGGUUUUCCAUGGACGCGUGUUCGACGAUCUCGCCACUAACGCGCUUAUUGUUCCACUUAAAGUGCUGAAAUGCCACACACUGGCCAAUGGAUUGGGCGUUCUGGAUCUGCAUUGGCACCCAACGCAGCCAUUCCUGUUCAGUGCGGGUGCCGAUGGCCUUGUGAAUCUGUACAGCCAUUGA